UCCGGUUUCUUCUUCGCGGACUUCUGGUGACUUGACGCAGGCGCCGCUGCUGCUGCUGUCGUCAACCUGCAGCAUCAGAAAACAACAGGCUAAAAACAGACUGGCGUAUCCCGGUGAAGAUGGUGGCCAAACAGAGGAUCCGCAUGGCCAACGAGAAGCACAGCAAGAACAUCACUCAAAGAGGAAACGUAGCCAAGACGCUGCGGCCACAAGAAGAGAAGUAUCCAGUGGGUCCCUGGCUGCUCGCCCUCUUUGUGUUUGUUGUGUGUGGAUCAG
Molecule: messenger RNA, 276 nt
Organism: Haplochromis burtoni (Burton's mouthbrooder)
Lineage: Eukaryota; Metazoa; Chordata; Actinopteri; Cichliformes; Cichlidae
Gene: serp2
Product: stress-associated endoplasmic reticulum protein family member 2
Biological process (GO): endoplasmic reticulum unfolded protein response
Cellular component (GO): endoplasmic reticulum
Source: RefSeq, a predicted model, not a curated record